Bactrocera oleae (olive fruit fly) is the source of this 2458-nucleotide messenger RNA. RefSeq names its product mucin-2. The record is from RefSeq and is a predicted model, not a curated record. NCBI's taxonomy places the organism in Eukaryota, Metazoa, Arthropoda, Insecta, Diptera, Tephritidae.
UUUGAUUUAAAAAUCUCCUCGAGUUCACCUCGCUUCAACUAAUGAGCAAAGAAACAAAACUGAAACUGUGUGUAAUUCUUUAAUUUACGUCUGCGUUCAAUAUAAUCGCACACAAGUAUAUUAUUUUAGUCGUAAUAUCUAUAAAAACGAGAUAAAUUCAAGCGGUUAUAAGUGCAAAACUGUAAAAUAUGUAUUAAUAUGUUCACGUAUUAAGGAAACACGAAGGAAUUUAAUGAUUUUCAGCAGUUGAUAUAUGAACCUUAAAAUUUUUUAAGUAUUGUUUUUGGAAAUAUGAUCUUCUUAUUGGGUAUUUACAUCUUGACAGCGUUGACAUCAAGUACGCUGGCACAGUAUGACUAUACAUUAAAACGCGGAGGUUACAAUUAUUUCCCACCAGAAGUGCCUUUUACCGAAGCACCACCACCCAAGUCUUCAAAUUUACAAGUAUCUACCUCUGCACCAACAUUUUUGGACAAAACUUCAACUCCGACUCUGGGAUAUAUAUAUACAAAACCAAAUGUGUCAUUCACUCUGCCUACAACAAUCAAGAUCAGUACUACUUCAAAGCCUCCAUCAUACUCCAGCGAAUUAUCUACACUUGUUCCAAAUUCGAUAGGAUAUGAAUACGCACUUCCGGCUAUUUCAUUUACCUACCCGGCAAUUAAUUCCAAAAGUAAUCUAACAACGUUUUCAUCGCUAUUACCAAAAACAAACAGUUCCUCUUCUCCAAGACCGCCGUCACUGCUUUCUUUAAUUCCAACCUUUAAAACAAAAGGAUCAGUAUUAAAGCCACCUCCCUCUCAAACAAAGUCUUCGGGAUACACAUACCCACAUCCUGUUAUUCCAUUUAUAAUUCCGAAAGAAGAGGAUUCACAUCCCUCGGAGGAUCCAAGCAUAUCGUCAAUACCAUCAACAAAUGCAACCUAUUCUCCAAAAACAAAUGGAUACACCUAUACGCCACCUUCUGUUUUAUUUACAAUUCCACCAAGAAUUAUAAAAGAUAAACGAACAGAACUACCAAAAUUUAAAGGAUAUUUCUAUCCUAAGCCCAAAGUGUCUUUAACCCCACCAAACAUAUUUCCGAAGUCAAAAGACAUUCUUAAGAGAAAACAAGGAAUUAUCCUUAAAACUCAAAUUAAGGCGUAUACUGAGGUAUCAACUGAUCGUUCGGCUAGUACAACAUCACCAACACCAUCGACAGGCUACUCGUAUUCACGGCCGGAAGUGCCGUUUACAUUACCACCCAAAUACUCGACUAAUCAACCAUCUGAAGUGCAGGUAACAAAACCAACGAGCUCCUCUUCUAAAUCAAUAAGUUCUCCAGAAACAUCACCUCUUAAACAAUCUAAUGGAUAUGUUUACACACGACCUGAUACCCCUUUUAAGAAUCCACCUGAUAUUACUUUUACUAUUCCUUCAAGUACCACAGAUACUAAUCAUUCACCGUCAAAGAUGUUAGGAUAUUCGUACAAACCGCCUAAAGUUCCAUUUACAACACCACAAGAAACGUCAACAACGCACCCACCACCAUCUUCCAUAUUAUUAAAAUCACAGAAACAAACUAAACCUGUCGUUAAUUCUAAUUAUCUGGGACCUCCUGAGGUGGGUUACUCAUACCCUAAACCAGCCAUACCCUUUGGAUUCUAAACGUCUUCAUCGCUUUGGUUUUAUGUAUUUUCACUAUUUCAUAUAUCUCUCUCUCUAUAUAUACGAGUUUAUACAUAUAUAUAUAUGUUAAAUAUAUGUACAGAAUAUAAACAAAUAAAAAUAUAUAACAACUGAAAUGGAAAACUACUAAUAAAAAUAAAAGUUAUCGUUAAAUUUUAAUUCCAUUGCGAAAUAUAUUUUAUCCAAAACACAACGCAUGUUUGUAAUGAAAAUAAUAAUGAUAAAUAUGUCGGUAUAUUUGGAAGAAAUCUCAUCUUUACUUGUUUACUACAGAGAAGCUAUGUACAUUGUUCAAUAUUUUAUAUGUACGUUAACUUUCAAAGGGUCACUGGUGACAUUUAUAGAAUUAAUUGUCAUAUGAGCUUUUAGUAGUUUUGGCAAAUACUCAUAAGAUCAUAGUUGUUUUAUUAAUUUUGUUGACAUUUUCAGAAGAUAUGUUUGUGAUACAAAUUCAAAGAAAAACUGCAUAUACUUAGGCAUUUCAAAAGGAGUAAUCAUACUUGAUGCUAGUAUACAUUUAGGCUUGUAAAUGUUUCUUGUUUGUGGAUAGGUUUGAAUUGAAUCACUGGAUUAUAUUAAAUACAGUUAAAACUUUUAUAACGAAACUCCAUUUAACGAAAAACUCAAUAUAACCAGAGAAUGUUAGUGGGCUUUUACACACAGACUCUUUUGUAACCCAAACCGGUUUAUUGUGGGCGAGGGGACGACGAGGAAAGACGAAGGGACCGUGCCACUCGUGUUCGGGUGGCACGCUUUGUGUUCUUGUUCGUAACAGCUCGCUGCUACCCUU